Molecule: messenger RNA, 1159 nt
Organism: Betta splendens (Siamese fighting fish)
Lineage: Eukaryota; Metazoa; Chordata; Actinopteri; Anabantiformes; Osphronemidae
Gene: bccip
Product: BRCA2 and CDKN1A interacting protein
Exons: 7
Coding region: 50-958 (302 amino acids)
Cellular component (GO): nucleus
Source: RefSeq, a predicted model, not a curated record
GGACUUUGCCCCGCCCACUUAUUUUACACGCGUGUUUCGCGUUUGCAGCAUGGCUUCGUCCGCCAAAAGGAGAGCAGUAGGUUUGGGUGAGAAUCCCGACGACAGCGAAAACAGCUCGGAUGAGAAUCAAGAGGACGACGACGGAUCCGAGGAGGAGGACAGCGAUGCGUCGGAGGAGCAGAUUAACGAGGAGGUCAUUGUGGAUUUUGAAGCUCACACCAUUUCAGCCAACGACUUUAGUGGCAUUAAGAAACUCCUACAGCAGCUCUUCCUGAAGGCGCACGUGGACACGUCAGAGAUGACGGAUAUCAUUAUUCAACAGAAUAACGUUGGGAGUGUCAUCAAGCAAGCUGAGGUGCCAGAGGACAGUGAUGAUGAUGACCCGGAUGAGGUGUUUGGCUUCAUAACCAUGCUCAACCUCACAGAAAGGAAGGGUGUCAAGUGCGUAGAGGAGGUGAAGGAAAUGAUCGUGGAGCAGUGCGAGAAGAACUCCACGCCCAGCGUCGCUGAACAGCUGGAGCACAUCCUCGGCGACGCCAGCAAGCCCGUGGGGCUCCUGCUGAGCGAGCGCUUCAUCAACGUGCCUCCGCAGAUCGCCCUCCCGCUGCACAAGCAGCUGCAGGAGGAAAUCGCUGAAGCUCAGAAGACGAAUCAGACCAGCGGGAGGUGUCACUAUUGUCUGAUGAUCAGCAAGACCUGCAAAGAGGCAGCCAAGAAUAUCCCUUCAAGAGGAGCUCCUAAGGAGGAACACAUGUUUGUCAAUGCGGAGGAGGAAUUCUUCUAUGAGCAAGCCGUCAUAAAGUUCCACUACUCGGUCCAGGAGGAGGCGGAUUCCUGUUUGAGCGGCAGGUGGUCGUUCGACGACGUACCCAUGAAGCCCUUCAGGACCGUGAUGCUGAUACCGGAGGACAGAAUGCCCGCCAUCAUGAGCAAACUCAAAGAAUACCUGACUGUGUGAACACUUUCAAUAAACACACACAUUUAACACACCCAAGGACUUUGGACUCGUGGACAUGGUUCACUUUGCACCAAGAGGUUUGUAAUUGUAAACCUUAUGUGUUUCAUACUGACGUGUUCCUUCACCUAUUGUUAAAUCAGACAUUUUCAUAAUCAGCAGACUAUUCUCCAGACAAUUUAUUAAUAAAUAGGGUAAACCUCA